Messenger RNA from Eutrema salsugineum, 1149 nucleotides. RefSeq names its product inositol oxygenase 4. The transcript has 11 exons. Gene Ontology annotation, cellular component: cytoplasm. The record is from RefSeq and is a predicted model, not a curated record. The coding region runs from base 74 to 1009 and encodes 311 amino acids. NCBI's taxonomy places the organism in Eukaryota, Viridiplantae, Streptophyta, Magnoliopsida, Brassicales, Brassicaceae. Gene Ontology annotation, biological process: inositol catabolic process. Gene Ontology annotation, molecular function: iron ion binding; inositol oxygenase activity.
CGCAAAAGUAUAUUUUCUAUCUCCCAUCGUCUCUUUCGUUUACGUUUCCUCUCUUUAAAACCGUUCUUCGACUAUGACGAUCUCUAUUGAGAAGCCGAUAUUUGACAAGAACGAAGACAAAACCGGAGAGUUAAGAUCAGAUGGAAGAUUUUCGAUGCCAAACAUAGCUACUGAAGAAGAAGUAGCGCUCUUGGCACCUGAAAUGAAUGCAUUCGGCCGUCAAUUCAGGGACUACGAUGCUAAGAGUGAAAGGCAGAAAAGUGUUGAAGAGUUUUACAGUUUACAACAUAUUAACCAAACUGUCGACUUUGUGAAAAAGAUGAGGGCUGAAUAUGGAAAAUUAGAUAAAAAGGUGAUGAGCAUUUGGGAAUGUUGUGAGCUCCUUAACGAGGUGGUGGACGAAAGUGAUCCAGAUCUUGACGAGCCUCAGAUUCAGCAUUUGCUUCAAUCUGCCGAAGCUAUCCGCAAAGAUUAUCCUAAUGAAGACUGGCUUCAUCUAACCGCUCUUAUUCAUGAUCUUGGGAAGGUUAUUACUCUUCCACAAUUCGGAGGACUUCCUCAAUGGGCCACUGUCGGUGACACAUUCCCUGUUGGGUGUGCCUUUGAUGAAUCUAACGUACACCACAAGUAUUUUCUGGAAAAUCCAGAUUUUCAUAACCAAGCCUACAACACUAAAAAUGGGAUAUACACUGAAGGAUGUGGAUUAAACAAUGUCAUGAUGUCAUGGGGCCAUGACGACUACAUGUACAUGGUGGUUAAAGAGAACAGAAGCACCUUACCGUCUGCAGGACAGUUCAUCAUACGAUACCAUUCCUUUUACCCAUUGCACACGGCUGGAGAAUACACCCAUCUUAUGAAUGAGGAAGACAAAAGGAACCUGAAGUGGCUACACGUUUUCAACCAGUACGACUUGUACAGUAAGAGCAAAGUUCACGUUGAUGUGGAGAAGGUCAAGCCCUACUAUAUGUCUCUUAUAAAAAAAUAUUUUCCGGAGAGCUUGAAGUGGUGAAAUGUGGAGGAAAAAAAGUAGCAAUGAACAUAGUCGAUUCUGAAGACAUUGUUAUGACAAUUAUAUGGGAUCUCUAAUUUUAAAAAGGCCACUUAAAAAGAGAUCAUAUUAUAUAAUUUGGCCAAAAAAUACUAUAUAUA